AUGCCAAAAGAUGUGUCUUUGGAUUUUUUACCAUCAAGUUUCCCGAGUUGUGAAUGGUCGCCUGACGGAAAGUUAGCCUUCUGUAAUGGCGGACGCGUGCAGAUUCUGACUCCUUCUCAUGAAAUUAAUACCCCCAGUUACAUCAAGUCACUGGCCAUUUUGGAGAAUUACGAUGAGAAUGAACGAAUGUAUUCGCCAACGGAUUUGCGCAUAGGUGAUUUGAUUUCGAACCAUACUGCUCGAAAGGUUGCUUGGUCUCCUACUGGAUUAUCUGAAAAUUAUGGAUGCUUGCUGACGGUUUUAACAAAUCGAUAUCAGGUUUAUCUAUAUUCAUCCAAUAGUAAAGUUCUGCAUAUGAAUUGGAAGUGUGUAUGUUGCUUAAACAAUUAUUUAUCAAGAGAAUCCCUUGCUUCUUUGCGCAUCCAUACCUUUGCUUGGUCGCCUCUCCUUUCUCUCCCAAAGCUUUCUCCCUGGGGUAUUUGUUUACUAGGUUUAGGGGCAGAAGAUGGAAAUUUACAUGUGAUUUCUUUAUCUAGGAACUCGGAUAUGCUUACUAAGUCCAUCAAGCUUGAAUGUGGAUGGUUGGUACGGCUUUCCUUUUCGUCAUGGACAAUUUAUAAUCACGCAGCAGUCUGCAAUCUUGUUUGUAUAUCUCAGAAUGGCGAAAUUUAUGUUGUUCGUGUUUCUGUAAAUCUCUUAACUGGAAGUUUCGAAAUGCGUCAUCAACGUUUUCCAUUUCAAGUCGGUCACCGGCCGAUAGCACCAGCUAUAGCCUGGUCUCCUGUGCUUAACGACGAAGAAUUCCUUGCACUUGCUUAUCCAAGAAGUCUUUACAUUUCUUGUUAUAGCAGGUCAAAUGAGAAGUUUCUUUCAAUCACAUCACACGAUCUGACUUCACUUGCUUCACCGGUAGGUGUUUUCUUUGCUAGCAACGACAUAAGCCAAUUUUCAGUGUAUAUUUUGACUCCCUUAGCCGAACUACAAAUUGUACCUGUUAAAAUGGAUCCAAGCAAUACUUUCGAACUUCCUGAAAAACAACUUCUCGACAGAUUUUUAACGCAUCGUUUACAAAAUUACGGUUCCACUUCGGAGCCAUCAAAAAGCUUACGUAUACAUGCUUUUUGUCCUUCGCCUUUUUCUUCCACAGCUAUCAUACAUUUCAGCGUUUCGUAUCCUCAAAGUUUUAUUUAUACUGCCUCGGCAAUGGAACGGAGCUUUUGUGCUACUUUUCCAAGCAUUGCCUUAAAAGCUACGUUUUCUCGUUUAAUCAAUUCUUUUCUUACUAACUGCUGUUCCAUACCUGCAGAAGGCUGCUUCUGUGAAUUUGCUUUAUUAGAAAACAGCAGUAAAGCAGAUUUUGACGUAAAUAACAUGCUUUCGGAAAGCUUAUCCCAACUUUUAAUUUCAGACUUUGAUUUUUGCUUGAGAUUAAAAGACACGGCACCUUUUUCUACUUUAACCAGCGUAUUCUUUGAUGCGUCUUUAAAUGCUUUAAGGCUUCUCUAUGGAUGGAGUGUCUAUAGUCAGAAAAGUCUGAAUCUCUCUAUUUUUUCUUCUUUGCGUAACAGACUAGUCCUUUCUCUUAUGGUUUUCGCUUUAAACAAAGUAUCCUCGAACAAUAAUUAUCUGACUGCUACUUGUAAAGCAAUUUUAAAGAAUUGUGUUUCUUUCAUUUACAAAGAAUUAUCUGAAGUCCCAGCCGUGCUCGAAAUUGCUGAUCAAAUCGCCAAGUAUAUUGAUGUUCCUUCCGCAUUCCAAGAACUAUGUCCUGCUUGCAAAGAUCAUAUAGAGUUUACGAAUGAAGCAAUAGCAACUUGUAGUAAAGGUCAUGUAUGGCAACGUUGUUCAAUAACUAUGCUUUUACUAUAUCAACGAACUGCCAGAUACUGUGGAAUUUGUAAAUCUGUUACUGUUGAUUGGGCGUCGUUGAACGUCGAAAGCACAUGUUUUACGAAAGAAAUUCAGGAAGAGCUGAGUAUUUGUUAUUUUUGCGGUGGUCAUUACCUAUCAUGA
Schizosaccharomyces cryophilus OY26 is the source of this 2013-nucleotide messenger RNA. RefSeq names its product transcription factor tfiiic complex subunit sfc9. Gene Ontology annotation, biological process: transcription initiation at RNA polymerase III promoter. Gene Ontology annotation, molecular function: histone acetyltransferase activity; protein binding. Bases 1 to 2013 code for a protein of 670 amino acids. NCBI's taxonomy places the organism in Eukaryota, Fungi, Ascomycota, Schizosaccharomycetes, Schizosaccharomycetales, Schizosaccharomycetaceae. The transcript is spliced from 4 exons. Gene Ontology annotation, cellular component: transcription factor TFIIIC complex. The record is from RefSeq and is a predicted model, not a curated record.